This is a messenger RNA of Ceratitis capitata (Mediterranean fruit fly), 840 nucleotides long. RefSeq names its product RING-box protein 1A (gene Roc1a). The record is from RefSeq and is a predicted model, not a curated record. The transcript is spliced from 3 exons. Gene Ontology annotation, molecular function: ubiquitin protein ligase activity; zinc ion binding; cullin family protein binding. Bases 321 to 647 code for a protein of 108 amino acids. Lineage: Eukaryota; Metazoa; Arthropoda; Insecta; Diptera; Tephritidae. Gene Ontology annotation, biological process: protein ubiquitination; ubiquitin-dependent protein catabolic process. Gene Ontology annotation, cellular component: cullin-RING ubiquitin ligase complex; nucleus.
AAAAUCUGAUAUUAUAAUUAAAAGAUAAGAAUUGUGUUAGUUACCUGAGUUUUUCGGAUACAUCAAAAAUCAUAUCAACAUACACUAUCGCCUAAAAAUUCUUCCGACAUUUUUAUUUGUAAAGUGAAGCAACACUGUUCGAAAGCGACAGUCAUCUUUUGUGCAAAAUUUGACAUUUUGUUGUUCGGUCACAAAUUCACAAAACGCGUCUGAGGUUUUGGUAAUAUCUUAGUUUUAUACUCGUAGUUAUAAUCAACGAAAAACAUCAGUUUUGUUGUUUAUAAUUAAAUCGGUCGUCGACAAACACAAACAAAAAGAAAAUGGAAGUCGACGAAGAUGAUUUCGAGGUACCAACUUCAAGCAGUAAGGGUGAAAAGAAACGUUUCGAUGUUAAAAAAUGGAAUGCUGUCGCUUUGUGGGCAUGGGAUAUUGUCGUAGAUAACUGCGCCAUUUGCCGUAAUCAUAUUAUGGAUUUAUGUAUUGAGUGUCAAGCAAAUCAAGCUUCUGCUACUAGCGAGGAAUGCACUGUGGCAUGGGGUGUUUGUAACCAUGCCUUUCAUUUCCAUUGUAUCUCUCGUUGGUUAAAAACCCGGCAGGUAUGCCCAUUGGACAAUAGAGAAUGGGAGUUCCAGAAAUAUGGCCAUUAAAUGGUAUUCAAAAAUUCUGCGUUAAUGUAGAGUUCCGAAAUUCGUAUUUCAAUUUAGAAAGGAAAACAAAGACGUGCAUAUGAUUUAUAACAUUUUUGCUCUUAAGCUACAGCGUUUUUUAGUAUAUUAUUAUUUAUAAAGAAGUAAUUUGUCAAAUUGAUUGCAAAAUAAAUGGAUUUCUAUAUAUAAAAAA